ACUAGUUAUAUAAUUUCCUUUUCUGAGAUAACUUCACAAGUUGUAUAAUAUUCAUCCCCAGCUAUAUACUUCAUUAUCAUCUGUGUGACUGGUGGCUGAUUUCAACCAAGAAACAGGAGCCACACUUGAGGAGGAAAGGGAGGGAGUGACUAGUGAGAGAAUGGAGACUUCCUUGGGGCUUUUGCUUUCUUUGUGCUUGAUAGGAGUUUGUAGCUUGAGCUUGUACUUCUACUAUAUCACUUGGUUAAGGCCUGAGAGCAUUCGCAACAAGCUGAGGAGGCAAGGGAUCGCAGGGCCUCGGCCGUCGUUCCCUUAUGGGAACCUACCGGAGAUGAAGAGGGUGGUGAUGACAGAGAAAGCCCGCAGAGAAGGAGGAAGAGGAGGAGGAGGAGCAGGCAUGAAGCAUGACUACACGUCCAAAGUGUUCCCAUAUUUUGAGCAAUGGAGAAAGGAGUAUGGCCCUAUAUUUUCAUAUUCAAUGGGAAAUGUGGUCGCAUUGCAUGUUAGCCACCCAGAUUUGGUGAAGGAUAUCACACUUUGUGUCUCUCCAGAUCUGGGGAAGGCUACGUACCUAAAGAAGACCCAUGAGCCUUUGUUUGGUCAAGGAAUUCUCAAAUCAAAUGGAGAGGCUUGGGCCUACCAAAGAAGGAUUAUAGCUCCUGAGUUCUUCUUGGAAAAAGUCAAGGGUAUGGUGGAUUUGAUGGUAGACUGUACCUUUCCAUUGUUGAAAUCAUGGGAGAGCAAAAUUGAGCAGGGAAAAGGACUUGCAGACAUAAAGGUUGAUGAGGAUUUGAGAAGCUACUCUGCUGAUGUAAUUUCUAGAGCAUGUUUUGGGAGCAGCUAUAUCAAGGGAAAAGAGAUAUUUUUGAAGCUUAGAGCAUUGCAGAAGGCCAUAUCCAAACCUAAUAUGUUUGUUGAAAUUACUGGCGUAAGAUACAUUCCCACAAGGAGAAACCGUGAACUGUGGAGGCUGAACAAAGAAAUCCGCUCGCUGAUACUGCAGGUAGUGGAAGAGGGGAAAGGAGGGGAUAAGAAUCUACUGCAGGCCAUCCUUCGCAGCGCAAGCAAUGGUCACAUAGGUCCCAACACCACUGAUAGCUUUGUGGUGGACAACUGCAAGACCAUAUACUUUGCAGGGCACGAGACGACUGCAGUCACAGCCACUUGGUGCCUCAUGCUGCUCGGUCUGCACCCGGAGUGGCAAGCCAGGGCAAGAGCCGAGGUGGUGGAGGUCUGCGACGGUCACCCACCGGAUGCCCGAUCACUUCAGAAGAUGAAGAUAUUAACCACGGUGAUUCAGGAGACAUUGCGACUCUAUCCUCCUGGAGCAUAUGUGACAAGGGAGACCCUACAGGAGAUGAAGUUUGGAGGCUUUCAUAUCCCCAAAGGUGUCAAUGUCUAUGUUCCGGUAUCGAUUUUGCACCAUGAUCCCAACAUUUGGGGUCCAGAUGUGCAUGAGUUCAAUCCUGAGAGGUUUGCACGUGGAGUUCAUGGUGCGUGCCAGCAUCCACACAUGUAUGUGCCAUUCGGUGCUGGGACUCGGACAUGUCUAGGUCAAAAUUUCGCCAUGGUUGAGUUGAAGAUAAUACUCUCUCUUGUUCUUUCAAAGUUUGCUUUUACCUUAUCACCGUGUUAUCGGCAUUCACCGGCAUUAAGAUUGAUUGUAGAACCUGAAUUUGGAGUAAGUCUCCUCAUGGAGAAUGUAUAAAUCAUGGCCAAUGUUGGCUUAUCAGAUGCAGUGUACAUUAAAUAAUUUCAUUACCAUUCAUACUUAUAA
Molecule: messenger RNA, 1777 nt
Organism: Elaeis guineensis (African oil palm)
Lineage: Eukaryota; Viridiplantae; Streptophyta; Magnoliopsida; Arecales; Arecaceae
Source: RefSeq, a predicted model, not a curated record